AAGAAGAAGAAGAAGAAGAAGAAGAAGAAGAAGAAGAAGAAGAAGAAGAAGAAGAAGAAGAAGAAGAAGAAGAAGAAGAAGAAGAAGAAGAAGAAGAAGAAGAAGAAGAAGAAGAAGAAGAAGAAGAAGAAGAAGAAGGACGUCUGUAGGAAGCAAUGCGACCGUCGCUCAUGACUCCCCCGUUAACCUGCCUUCACGUCGCACCUGUCCUCGCCAUGUUGUCCUUUCUUCUGUCGAGAGGCUUCUGCUUGACUGCGGCAGAAGUUGGCGGCAGAACUUACCCGACCUUCGGUUCACUUUCACGGACUUUUACAACCUCAACUCCCAAAUGUGGCGAAACAUCCGAAAGCGGUUCAGUGGUCACGUACCCCCAGCUGAAGACUAUGCUGUCCAACGGAGACAUCCAGCUGUUUGAUGUGAGAAACCCUGACGAACAUCUGGCCGGACGCAUUCCAAACGCUGUCAACGUCCCACUGGGAACCCUGGAGGAGUCUCUGAAGCUGUCCCCCGAAGACUUUCAGCAGACAUUUCACGUGAAGGCUCCUGGGAAAGACGACGACAACAUCGUGUUUCAUUGCAAAACUGGCGGCAGGAGCUCCAAAGCGCUGGAUAUCGCCCUAAAGCUGGGAUUCCACAGGGCGAGACAUUUCCAAGGAGGGUUCACUGAGUGGGCACAGCGAGAAGGACAAUGAACCUGAGCCCAACUCCAAAAUGCAGCCUCCAGGAUUUAAAUGAGAAAUACCUCCUACUGCCUGUUACUCUUGAAGUUACACAUUUUAUUUAUGAUAGCUGCUACUUUAUGGGUCACUACUACUUUUGAGCUUUAACUUGUUACAUUUUUAACGGCUGAUUCAACACUUUAAGGUUUUGAAUCAUGUUUUCUAAACGUUUUAUUAUGGGAUUGAGUGCUUGGUGUUUAAUAAAUCUCUUACAAAUGUC
This is a messenger RNA of Pungitius pungitius (ninespine stickleback), 939 nucleotides long. Its product is annotated as thiosulfate:glutathione sulfurtransferase. Bases 156 to 692 code for a protein of 178 amino acids. Lineage: Eukaryota; Metazoa; Chordata; Actinopteri; Perciformes; Gasterosteidae. The record is from RefSeq and is a predicted model, not a curated record. The transcript has 4 exons.